Messenger RNA from Rhipicephalus microplus (southern cattle tick), 1512 nucleotides. RefSeq names its product beta-parvin (gene parvin). Gene Ontology annotation, biological process: establishment or maintenance of cell polarity regulating cell shape; cell projection assembly; substrate adhesion-dependent cell spreading. NCBI's taxonomy places the organism in Eukaryota, Metazoa, Arthropoda, Arachnida, Ixodida, Ixodidae. The record is from RefSeq and is a predicted model, not a curated record. Gene Ontology annotation, cellular component: actin cytoskeleton; cytoplasm; focal adhesion. Gene Ontology annotation, molecular function: actin binding.
CGGAGGAUGCGUCAGCGACGUCAUCGGAACAGCGUCCCAGAAGACCCGGAGUAGUCCACUUCGCCCCCGUGGCUCCCACUGUCGUGCUGCUUCCCCUGAGUCCCGAAGGCGCCAGCAGUCCGCGAAAGAAGUCGGCCACCCUGGGGAACUUUUUGGACACCCACGAGACCAGCUGGAAGUUCACGCCGGGACAUCGGGGUGUGACCUCCACUGGAGCCACGGCUGGAGAUCAAGCAAUGGCGCCCGGUAUGCCGCGCAAGGACAGCAAGGAAGAAUUGAUGACGUCAUCUUCCGACACCGAUGAUUUCGAAGAGCUCCCACCACCGCCACAGACGGAAUGUGGCACCGAGGACUCCACAGAUUCCAACGAAAACAUCUACGAAAGCAGUCGGACCGUUGCGCACACCGAUAGAGGGUCAACCGUCGCCGAUAGAUGGCCAGCGGUCCCCGCAAAUAAGCGUGGCGACCCUGUCACUUGUGCGACCACACAAGACCAAGAAGUUUGCCCGUUCUCUACAGGAGGCACUAACUGCCCAUUUGGAUGCGUCCAAAGCAAAAAUGGUAGAGCUCCAGGAAGAAGGGAAAAAUGCCAUCGACACGCCAGGAAGUCCAACACUUCCGGAACUGCCGCCGCAGGAUUAUGUCCUCGACGAAAUGGAAGAAAGGGCCAUGAUUGAGCCAUCAUCUUACGAAGACCCAAAGUUUAAGGAACUGAUAGCCGUACUCAUUGAAUGGAUCAACGAUGAACUGGCCAGCCAUCGAAUAAUUGUGAAGGAUAUCGAAGAAGAUCUCUUUGAUGGACAAGUGUUACAAAAACUUCUUGAAAAGCUGAGUGGAAAGAAACUCGAUGUGGUUGAGGUGACCCAGUCUGAAGAAGGUCAAAAACAGAAAUUGAAGACUGUUGUGGACUGUGCAAACCAGGUACUUGGACUUCCAAAGUGGGGCCAAUACAAGUGGAGUGUAGAAAGCAUUCACCAGAAGAAUGUGGUAUCCAUCAUUCACCUGUUAGUUGCUCUAGCUCGACACUUUCGAGCACCAGUGAGGCUGCCGGAAAAUGUGGUGGUAAACGUUGUCGUUGUUCAGAAACGGAAUGGAAUCCUGCACCCAAGAACUGUUCAGGAAGAGCUGACAUCUACAUAUGAUGACCUUGGCAUGCGAGUUGAACGAGAUGCAUUUGAUACAUUGUUUGACCAUGCUCCUGACAAACUGCAAGUUGUGAAAAAGUCACUCAUGAGCUUUGUGAACAAGCACCUUAACAAGAUCAACCUUGAGGUCUCGGAUUUGGACACACAGUUUCAGGAUGGAAUCUACCUGGUUCUUCUCAUGGGCCUUGUGGAAGGGUACUUCGUACCCCUCUACUCGUUUUUCCCAACACCGUCAACAUUUGACCAGAAAGUCCACAAUGUGUCGUUUUCGUUUACUCUUAUGACUGAUGCCGGCUUGCCGAAACCCAAGGCAAGACCAGAAGGUGAGUCUUGUAGAUGUUUCACAGCGUAACAAGUUACUCGAUGC